Haemonchus placei is the source of this 1353-nucleotide messenger RNA. Lineage: Eukaryota; Metazoa; Nematoda; Chromadorea; Rhabditida; Trichostrongylidae. The record is from the annotation of a GenBank genome assembly.
AUGCCAUCGUUGCGGCUGGGAACCGUGGAUGUCGCUUGGGAGUACUCGAUCAACGAUCUCUUCGUUUUUCGUGCUUGCUUCAAGCGAGACUAUGCAGAAUAUUUUGCGACAAGUCGGCAGGCUGCUCGGUUACUGCUAAAUGAAUGCGUUCAACAAGCUCAAAACCAUGACGUGGUCUGUUUAAGAAUGGCAGUGGUAGAGCUGGCAGCACUGGAAGCGGUGCUACCCAAUGAUGUCGAACUGAAAACUCUUACUGAAGAGAAGUCAACAGAAACCCUUCUCACUACCGAUGAGUUGCUGCGAAUGAUCGACCGGGUUGCUGACACAGAACCAAGGAUUGAAGGAGAUGAUCAUCGCGACGCCGUCGCCAGUACGGAUGAGUCCGAACAGCUAUUCGAACAGUUGAAUGCCCUGGCACAUCUCAUGACAGCCAUAACAGCGGCUCGGCGUUGUCCAGAUGUCGAAGCUCGAGCUCGUUUGAUAAGCGACGCUGCUGUGGCGACGACGUGUAGUGUCCGUCUACGACACGGCCUUGCUUUGUCUACCCAGUCUCUGGCUACCUCGCUUGUGGAAACAAAUUAUUCCGAUGGUUGUGCCCCAAGGCAUGAAACGGAAGCGCACGCCAUAGCUGGGGUCAACAUGGUGUAUGCAGCAGCAAUGAUGGGCGAAUGGGAUCGAGUUACAACGAUGCUAAGCCGAUUGAAGCUGUAUUUCACUCCGGAGUUGAAUUGGCAGGCAGCGCAAUAUGUCAAUCUCUGUGAUUGGAUCAUACUAUUCGAUGCAGCGAUUCUGCGUGGGCAAUGGGAUAAGUGCAUACCAGUGUUGGAGGAUAUAGAGACGCUGGAUCCGGCUGAAGCUGCAUUACGACUUCAGUUGCAGUUGGCAAUGUUUUUGAGCGCUGAAUAUCGGUGGAGUGCUGCCAUAGAAAUGCUACAAGGUGUACGUGAAGAAGCCAUUGGAGUCGAACAACGAAACAUUGCUGCAAUGGCUCUACGAAGAAUUGGUGUUGUUCAGUUGAUGAGUGGUGGCUAUGAAACGGCAUUGAAGAGCUUGACAGAAUGCCAAAAAGACAUAACAGACAGCUGUUCGAUUUUGGAAAGGGCCGUUUUGUCCAUUGCACUGGCCCAGGCCUAUUCGCUCACUGGCAACAGAAACGAGCAAUUGCAAUACCUGACCAAAGCUCGUGCGCAAUGUCGUCAAGCUGGAGCGAUUUUAUUCGAAAAGUUUGUGUUGACGGAAAUCGUGUUCUUCUAUCAUGAGCGCGGUGAUAUGGACGAACGUGAUGAUAUCGCCUCAGAGUUCGCCGCCAUCGACGAUCGUUAUGGCGGUCAUUUCGAUUGGAAACUCGUCUGA